Messenger RNA from Penicillium digitatum Pd1, 99 nucleotides. Lineage: Eukaryota; Fungi; Ascomycota; Eurotiomycetes; Eurotiales; Aspergillaceae. The record is from RefSeq and is a predicted model, not a curated record.
AUGCGGUUGAGGGGUAAGAGGGGUGCGGAGGAAUGGGCGGAAGUAAAAUUGUUUUGUUGUCGUGGACUCCGGAACAGUUGCUUGAUUUUCUCCCUUUAG